This is a messenger RNA of Arabidopsis thaliana (thale cress), 482 nucleotides long. RefSeq names its product SAUR-like auxin-responsive protein family. The coding region runs from base 72 to 482 and encodes 136 amino acids. Gene Ontology annotation, biological process: response to auxin. NCBI's taxonomy places the organism in Eukaryota, Viridiplantae, Streptophyta, Magnoliopsida, Brassicales, Brassicaceae. The record is from RefSeq and is marked reviewed. The transcript is spliced from 3 exons.
GCCUUUCUCUCCCGUUCUCUAGAAAUUUUGUUCCCUCUUACUCUUCUUAUUUCUUCAUCGUCUUCGGAGUAAUGGGUUCCGGAGAAAAAAUCCUCAAGAGCGUCCAUUCAAACCGUCCCAAUAACGUGAAAAGCAAUAGCAAACAUGGGAUCAAAGAUGUGCCAAAAGGGUGUUUAGCAAUCAAAGUGGGAUCAAAAGAAGAGGAGAAACAGAGAUUUGUUGUUCCUGUUUUUUAUUUUAACCAUCCAUUGUUCAUGCAACUCCUAAGGGAAGCAGAGGAAGAGUAUGGAUUCGAGCAGAAAGGUACCAUCACAAUCCCUUGCCACGUGGAAGUUUUUCGAUAUGUUCAAGACAUGAUCAACAGAGAGAGAUCGCUUGAUGAUGAUGAUGAUGCAAGCAAGCAAACGGGUUGUGGAGCCAAACACGGCCUAACCCACAAGAUUAGGAGUAGAAGUUCUAGUGGUGUUUGGAAAUAUCCAUAA